This is a messenger RNA of Cercopithifilaria johnstoni, 3177 nucleotides long. Lineage: Eukaryota; Metazoa; Nematoda; Chromadorea; Rhabditida; Onchocercidae. The record is from the annotation of a GenBank genome assembly.
AUGUCCUUAUCUGGUAAUCAAGACGAUGGCAAUAAAAACCAUAUUAAGAGGCAAAGCAUUGACAGUCCGCUAGCAGUGAUGUCUCCAUCUGUCCGUCCCCGGUCCACAAAAUUGUCUCGUUUGUCAAAAACUCCCUUAGGACCGAAAUUUGCUAAUGUCAAUCAAGUUGAUCCCAAUAUCGAUGCUACUCUUCUGGAGACGUGUUCUAUCGAGAAAGAAACAUUGGCUGAACGGAGCAUUGAAUCAGAGUGCGAUGACGUUGCAAAUAUUACCGCCAUGACAUCAUCGUCAGUGGAUGCUGCUUUGAGUCCUGGAAUGUCUAACGAAAUGAAAUUAGCAAUAAAAACAUAUUUGAAAUCCACUUCGAUGUAUCCUAUCAGCUCAUUGGAAUCAAAACCUGAACACUUGAAUGUUGUUGACAGUGUUACGGAAGUUGAGAAAAAUGAAAAUAAUGAAGAAUUGGACAUCAGCGUUUCUACAUGUAGCUCACAAGAAAGAACCGUAGACAACAAUUCUAAGGAUUCUGUCAAAGUAGAUCAAUCUUCGCUGGACUCAGAAUUUUCUACCCGAAUGAAUGAGACUAAUUCUUGUUGUGAAAUUUCAUGUGGGACUACAAGAAUGAACGAUAUCGUUGAAACCUCGUUUACUGAAGUACGAGAUUCUCCAGUUCUGAAAAUCGAAAAUGCGAAAGUUGUCCUUUCAACUCAAGUUGGUGAGAGACUGAGAUCUCCAGAUAUGCCAGGAGAUUUAACGUUGUCGGCGCGCAAAAAUAGGGUUUUUGCAACUAGGAAUUCAAAAUUGGAUAACCUAUCUUCACCACGAGAGCUGGCGAGCUACGCUGAAGAACGGGCACAAAAUUAUUCGUUCCUCAUUAAUGAAGCCUACUGCGAAACGUCAGUGUUCUGUGAGAAUUGUUACUCUAUGCGCAUCGAAUUGGGACUUUUUUCGGAUAAGUUUGCAGCAUUGGCAGCUACUAUUGGAGGUCCAACUCCAGGAGGCAAUACUGCUUUUGUUGCCGAACUGGAAAACUUACUAAGAGGAAAACAAGAAGAAAUUGUAACAUUGUCAUCGAAGCUGGCAGAUUUAACUCAGACAAAUGAUCAAUUAAACAGACAAAACGAAAUUGCCGAAAAGGAUGCUGAGGAUUACAGAUUCUUCUUCAAGAAUGAAAUGAAAAAAAAAUUGGAAGAAAUAGGCAUGCUGCGGAGUAAGUUGUACGAAGCUGAAGAUCUGAUAGAUGAGUUGAAGCAAACAAAGCCAAUGCAGUCUUCUGAUGAAGACACUUCACAGGCUGAGGUUGAACUUGAUAUAUCUUCAGGAUAUCAGAUAGAAGUUCGGAUUAAAAUUAUGGAGCAGCAGCUUGAUACAGCACAUUCUUUGCAUCAGGAAGCUCAGCAAAGAAUAAAAGAACUUGAAAGCGAACUACAAAGAGUUGUAGAAGAUAAAAAUCAGCUCUCACUAAAACUUCAAGAAGCUUUAAUCAAUUUGGAAAAUAGGAGUAAUCGGACGAUAUUAAAUGAAAGCAAGCACGUUUCAAUUAUAUCCCUAUUGGAAGCCAAGGUUGCAGAACUUGGGAAUAAAAUCGAUGAGGCUCUUCGUGUAAAAGAAAAUGAAUCCGUGAAACAAAAUUCAUAUUUAUUUAAAAAAUUGGCAUUGCUAGUGGAGAAAAUUAGGUCUGAUGUGAAAAGCAAUGUGUUCGCUGGCGAAUGGAAAGCAGAUGAUGUAGAAAUUUCCAUUACCUAUUUUGAAAAAGCUGUAAACAUUAUUUGUCAAGAUAUUCCUCAGUUUGAAACAUUGGUCGAGACAGUAGCUCUACACGAAAAACUGGCUAGAAAUGAGUUAAAACAGUUAAAAGCGACGAUGGAAGAAGUGGUAGAAGAAAAAAACAAAUGGGAAAUGUUAUUUACGAAUGAGAAAUCAAGGCUUGAUAAUUUGCAAGAAAUGAUACUGGCUCAGUUUUAUGAAAAUAAGGACUGUUUCUCAAAUUUAUUGCAGGAUUUCCAAAACAAGUGGGCAGAUACAUUAUAUUCGUUGACAGAGCUUGUCAAAUCGAAAUCUGAGGAAAAUCGAAAUUGUGCCAUGCUGGAAAUGCUGCACCACAUAGCAGACCUUCAGGAGAAAUUGAAUGAAAAGUGGUUGAUGGAUUUGAGUGAGUUGCAGAAAUGCAACACUUGUUUGAAAGAACAGCAUUUGAUUAUAACCUCAUUUCAAGCAGAAAUUCAAGAAAUUAGGAAUAAAAUUGGGAUGCUGCAUGAUUCUAUAGAGGAAGGUUUAAAAAAUUCGAGUGCAUUGCUGGAUAGCUUGCAAAGUCGAGAAGCUAACCAUGAAAGUCUAAUGGAUUCUAUCAAAAAGCAACUAGGACAUUAUGAAAAAGAAAAAGAUGUUUUCAAGGAAAUAUGCGAACAUAGUGAAGAAGUGAUGCAUGAUCUAAAAAUGACGGUUGAGCAUUUGCAAAAAGUUGAGGAGGAUAUAAGAUGUCAAAACACGGCCCUGUGUAAGAACUUGGAUUUCGGAGGUGAAAAUUUUGCUCAAGUAAUUCAUAUGACUGAAAAUUUGACAAAGGAAAAAGAUAAAUUGGAAAACGAAAAUGCGACACUCAGGAAUACGGUUUUAAAACUGACAAAAGAAAACACGGAUUUAAAAGAGAUGGAAAAAAUGUUGGCUCAACGAGACAAAAAAGCCGAAGAGCUGCAACAUAGAUUGAACCUUUUACAAAAGGAGAACGAACGACUAGGAAAAGCUUGCGAUGAUGCGGAUGAAGAAGUCAGCGAUUUCAAACAACAGAUAUUUGAAUUAUUGCGUGUUAAUGCCAAACUUCAAGCUGAGAUGCACGGAGAAAGUGAAGAAGCUGUAAAUCGUAUAAUGGGUUAUAUUGAACCACCACCAAUUCGACCCACAAUUUUUCCUUCGGCUCAUGGAACUGCAUCAGGAUCAUUCCUUUCACCAAGCGCAAAAACAGAGGGUGUAAUGGAAAGUCCUCUGAAAUCAAAACCGGAUGUGAAGAUUGAGGACGUGGUAACAGAGAAAACAGAAGUAAAAGAAAGAAAUGGGAUACAGAGAUUAGCGGAGAAAGAAAAUGUAUUAAUAGAAACUGCAAAAGCUCAAGCCAAAAGGAUACCUGCUGAAGAAUCACAAAAAUCGAAGAAAACUCGAGAUCAGUCAUGCCGCACCUCAUGA